Messenger RNA from Drosophila takahashii, 851 nucleotides. RefSeq lists its product as uncharacterized. NCBI's taxonomy places the organism in Eukaryota, Metazoa, Arthropoda, Insecta, Diptera, Drosophilidae. The record is from RefSeq and is a predicted model, not a curated record.
UCGAAGUUGAUCUAGAAAUUUCCGAAAAUAAUUUGUCUGAUUUCAGGGAAAGAAAUAAAAAUGGAUCAAAAUCAAGGAGUCUUGGGCGAUAUGGAAUUUGGUGCAAUGAAAUUACUUAUUGAAAAGGCCAAAAAGUCCGCGACUUCAAAAAGUAACCAAUUCAAAAGGGAAAUGAAGAAGAGUGAAAAUGAACUUAUAGCAAUGCAAGAUCCGGUGAAUCAAAAAAUAUUGAAAAAUGUGUUCAAGCUCCAAGAUAGUCUCUUGAUGGAUGACAUCGAGGAAGCUCAAAAAAUGGAGAAGCAACUUGAGGACAUUGAAAGUUCCUCUGAUGAUGACUCAAACUUCGGUAUGGAGGAAUAUGAAGCUGAAAUGGCCAAAUAUCAGCUUAAGAAUAAAUAUGAGAAUGCUCUGAAGGACAAUAAGAAAUUAGAAGCCGACGCUAAACGUUCUUGCAAUGAUCCAAGUCCCGAUACAGAGAACAAUCUAGCUGAUCUAAAACAACGCCACAAGCAUGAAGCAGAAGUUUUUAAAAAGGUGCACGGAAAACUGAUGUCCAGCUUCAAGAAGGAUAUGGACAAGCUCAUGGGCAAAUUUGAUGCGGAGUACUCCCGGCUCAGGAAGGCCCAUUCCGAGGCUAUGGCAGACACUAAAGGGGAACAGGAUAAUGCCGAUACCUCUAGCACUCAUCAACCCUAGAAUACGUUUUAAAGUUUAAGAGCAUUUUACACUUUACACUUUACACAUUACAAAUGAAGUGCCAAAGAAACCAGGGAAGGGUCGAAGAAAAAUGUUCCGAAGCUAGUUUAUGUUAUUUUAAAUUUUAAUGUUAUUAAUUGCAUUCCAAAAAUGUA